Molecule: messenger RNA, 2235 nt
Organism: Triticum turgidum subsp. durum (durum wheat)
Lineage: Eukaryota; Viridiplantae; Streptophyta; Magnoliopsida; Poales; Poaceae
Source: the annotation of a GenBank genome assembly
AUGCCGGCAGAGCUCGUGGCCACCAUGGUGGUCGGGCCACUACUGUCACUUGUGAAGGACAAGGCUUCCAGCUACCUGCUGGAAAAGUACAAGGUGAUGAAGGGCAUGGAGGAGCAACACAGGGUGCUCAAGCGCAGGCUGCGUGCCAUCAUGGACGUCAUCACCGACGCUGAGCAGGCAGCCUCCCACAGAGACGGGGCCAUGGCCUGGCUCGAGGAGGUCAAGAGGGUGGCUUACGAGGCGAAUGAUGUCUUCGACGAGUUCAACUACGAGGCGCUCCGUCGUGAGGCCAAGAAGAACGAGCACUACAGGCAGCUCAGAUUUGAUGCAGUAAAGCUCUUUCCCACCCACAACCGUUUUGUGUUCCGCGACAAGAUGGGGAAGAAGCUAUGCAAGGUUGUACAAGACAUUGAGGUCCUUGUGGCUGAGAUGAAUGCUUUUGGGUUUAAAUAUCAGCAACAAGCACUAGCAUCCAAGCAGUGGAGGCACACGGAUCAUGUUAUCUUCGAUCCAAAGGAAAUCAUCAGCAGAUCGAGAAGCCAAGAAACUAAGAAUAUUGUUGCUACACUACUUGGUCAUGCUAGCAGUGAAAAUCUCAUGGUUCUUCCCAUCGUUGGAGUAGGGGGGCUAGGCAAGACCGUCCUAGCCCAGCUCAUUUACAAUGAGCCUGAAAUUCAAAAGCAUUUCGAGUUGUUGAUAUGGGUUUGUGUAUCUGACAGCUUUGAGGUGGAAUCCCUGGCUAAAAGUAUUCUUGAAUUUCUCCCCCAAAAAAGUAUUCUUGAAUCAGACUCGAAGAAAAGCCCAUUGGAUAGGCUUCAAGAUGGACUAAGCGGGUGUAGGUAUCUCCUUGUGUUGGAUGACGUCUGGAACCGAGAGAGCGAUAAGUGGGAAAAGCUCAAUGCCCACCUUACACAUGGUGCCAAGGGUAGUGUGGUUCUGACAACUACUCGAGAUGGUGGUGUCGCAAAAAUAAUGGGUUCAGUGAAACCCUACGAUCUCGCAGAGUUGGAGGAUGACUACAUAAAGGAAAUUAUCGAGACGAGAGCAUUCGCUUUGCAGAAGGAAGAAGAAAGGCCUGCCGAACUAGCGAAAAUGGUUGGUGAUAUUGUCAAGAGAUGUCGUGGCUCUCCGUUAGCCGCAACAGCACUGGGCUCUGUGCUGCGUACAAAGACCAGUGAAGAAGAAUGGAAGGCUAUAGCAAUCAGAAGCAGCAUUUGCACCGAGGAGUCUGGAAUAUUACCAAUACUCAAGCUCAGCUACAAUGACUUGUCAUCGCAGAUGAAGCAGUGCUUUUCUUUCUGUGCUAUGUUUCCCAAGGAUUAUGAAAUUGAUGUGGACAAGAUGAUCCAACUAUGGAUCGCACAUGGCUUUAUUCGGGAACAAGAAGAAGUCCGUCCUGAGACAAUUGGCCAACGGAUUUUCAAUGAGCUGGCCUCAAGGUCAUUCUUUGUUGAUGUGAAGCAUGUCCGAGUCUCAUUCAGCGAGCACUGGACAAGGGAUAGUUAUUCCAAACAUACAUGUAAAAUCCAUGAUCUGAUGCAUGAUGUUGCACUAUCUACAAUGGAAAAAGAAUGUGCUCUCGCACCUGAGAAACCAGGUCAGACGGAGUGGCUUCCAGAUACAGCUCGCCACUUACUUUUGUCUUGUAAAGAACCAGAAAUUAUUUUGAAUGAUUCUCUGGCAAAAGUAUCUCCAGCAAUCCAGACACUUCUGUGUGAUAGAUAUAUGCUACAUCCAUUGCGGCAUUUAUCAAAAUACAGCUCUUUGAAGGCAUUGCGAUUCGAUACAUGGAGCAGGUCAUUCCCCUUGAAAUCAAAGCAUCUGCAUCACCUAAGGUACCUUGAUCUCUCGGGAAGUGAUAUCGAAGCACUUCCUGAAGAUAUAAGCAUUCUAUACAACCUGCAAACAUUGAAUGUCUCUGGCUGUGGUGAACUUCGUCGGCUUCCAAGGCAAAUGAAGUAUAUGAUUGCCCUCCGUCAUCUCCACACUCAUAAUUGUAUGAAGAUGAGGAACAUGCCUGGUGAGCUCCGAAAACUCAUGUCACUACAGACACUUACAUGUUUUGUAGCAGGUCCUACUGGCUCUGAGUGCAGUGGUGUUGGAGAGUUGCAACAGUUAAACCUUGGUGGUGAGCUACAGCUACAUCAACUAGAGAAUGUGGCGGAAGAAAUCUGCAAAUCGCAAAAACAAGAGGGGACUUCAAGAAUUGUCAUUAAAAUGGACCGUUGGUUGUAG